Eublepharis macularius is the source of this 3414-nucleotide messenger RNA. RefSeq names its product beta-galactosidase-1-like protein 2. The record is from RefSeq and is a predicted model, not a curated record. Gene Ontology annotation, cellular component: vacuole. Gene Ontology annotation, molecular function: beta-galactosidase activity. Gene Ontology annotation, biological process: carbohydrate metabolic process. NCBI's taxonomy places the organism in Eukaryota, Metazoa, Chordata, Lepidosauria, Squamata, Eublepharidae.
AUGGGAGGAGCCCGUCUUAGUAACGGCGCUCCAAUGGUGGUGGGAGCCGGAGUCCCUGGUAACGGAGCCGGGGUUGGGCCGGACGGCUUCCCGGCCAUGUGGGGCUGCGGGGGGCGCCGGCGGAGGCGGCUCUUGGGGGGCGUCUUCCUCUUGCUGCUGGGGGCCGUCGUGGUGCGCAGGUUCAACUGGAGUGACCUGGUCCCGAUGAGGCUGUGGGGCCGAGUGCUGGGCUUGCAGGCCGAGGACUCGCAGUUCCUGCUGGAAGAUCUGCCUUUUCGCAUCUUUGGCGGGUCGGUGCAUUAUUUCCGUGUCCCCCGAGAAUACUGGAGAGACCGCUUGAUUAAGAUGAAAGCGUGUGGUUUGAACACACUUACCACAUAUGUUCCAUGGAAUCUUCAUGAGUCAGCAAGAGGGAAGUUUGAUUUCAGCGGAAAUCUGGAUCUGCAGGCUUUCAUUAAGACCGCAGCGGAGGUUGGGCUGUGGGUGAUUCUGCGUCCAGGACCUUACAUCUGCUCCGAGUGGGACCUUGGCGGCUUGCCCAGCUGGCUGCUUCAAGACCCCAACAUGCAGCUGAGGACAACCUACAAAGGUUUCACGGAGGCCGUGGAUGCGUAUUUUGAUCACCUGAUGCGCAAAGUGGUUCCACUUCAGUACAAGAAAGGGGGGCCGAUCAUUGCCGUGCAAGUGGAGAAUGAAUACGGUUCCUAUGCCCAAGACCCAAACUACAUGCUGUACAUAAAAAUGGCCCUGUUAAGUCGGGGGAUUGUGGAAAUGUUGAUGACCUCCGACAAUAAAGAUGGGCUGUCAUCUGGCUUGGUGGAAGGAGCCCUUUCCACAGUGAACUUGCAGAAACUGGAGCCAGGAAUCUUGGUCUAUCUCAAUACAGUACAGCACAAGAAACCAAUGAUGGUGAUGGAAUAUUGGACUGGAUGGUUCGAUAAUUGGGGAGGUGCUCAUAACAUCUUUGAUGCUGAUGAGAUGGUGAAUACCGUCGAGAAAAUCCUCAAGUCAGGCGCCUCCAUCAACCUCUACAUGUUCCACGGGGGGACGAACUUUGGCUUUAUGAACGGCGCUCUGCAUUUUGACGAGUACAAGGCAGACGUCACCAGCUAUGAUUAUGAUGCUGUGCUGACUGAGGCAGGAGACUACACCUCCAAGUUCUUCAAACUGCGACAGCUUUUCUCAAAGAUUGUGGGGGAGCCUCUCCCUCUCCCUCCGAUGAUUUCAACCAAGGCAUCCUAUGGGGCAAUCCUCAUGCAGCAGUAUGUCUCUCUGUGGGACGUGCUGCCCUCUCUGGUAGAGCCCGUAAAGUUGGAGCACCCUGUCACCAUGGAGAACCUUCCGGUGAACGAUGGCAGCGGUCAGUCUUAUGGGUAUGUCCUCUAUGAGACCGUCGUACCGGGUGGAGGACGGCUGUUUUCCCAGGACCACAUCCGGGACAGAGCACAGGUGUUCGUUAAUACUCUGUAUAUCGGCUACCUUGAUUACACCACACAAGACUUGCCAGUUCCUAACGGACAGGGAUACCGACAGCUCCGACUCCUUGUAGAGAAUUGUGGGCGAGUCAACUAUGGACCUGCGCUCAACAGCCAGCAGAAAGGCUUAAUUGGCGACAUCUUUCUCAACCAAACCUCCUUGAGGAAUUUCAAGAUUUACAGCCUGGAGAUGAAACCUGGCUUCAUAGAAAGCCUUCGAGGGUCCUCCUCUUGGGGCCCGGUCCCUGACAGCGUAGAGGGCCCUGCUUUCUUCCGAGGAACCCUACAAGUGCAAUAUAUGCCUCAAGACACUUUCUUGAAGCUCGAGGGUUGGGAAAAGGGAGUUGUGUUCGUCAAUGGACAGAACCUUGGUCGCUACUGGAAAAUCGGCCCUCAAGAAACACUCUACCUCCCAAAGACGUGGCUGCAUCAAGGAGACAAUGAGAUUGUGAUUUUUGAAGAACGUGUUGCAGGCCGGAUAAUCCAGUCCAUGGACUUGCCUUUCUUAGGAAGGACCCAUUAUGUGGACUGAGCAGGGGUACUCCCUGGCUGCUGUGCCUCCCCCUCCCCUGCCCCCCCCCCAGUUGGUUCUUCUGUUUCGUUUGUGGGUAUGCUUCUGAAACAAAUUUGGGGUCACGAGAUCUGGAUACUAGCAAGGGCUGGUCUUCUUAAACCAGAUUGCCAUGGAAGAUGUGCCCCCUGCCAUUGAAUUUGAGAAGACGACUCCAAAUACUUGAAGCAGGAAAGAAGUCCAAAAGACAGACUCCUCUAUAGCAGAGCUCCCCACUUCUGCAAUUGCUCUUUCCUCGGCUGUGACAGAGGUGCUGCGGAUCCGGCAAGGGAAUGAACGGGCGAGGGUGAUUGGAGAUCUGCUGGGUUUAAGAAGCUGAUCUCAAACAGAGCGGACGUGAAUCGGACACCAUCUUCUUUGCAGCUGGGAGAGAAAAGCAUUCUGUGCAACAGACCGAUUGGGGUGUCCUGUGCUUUUCAGACAAUGGAAUCCACUUUUACUGUGAAGGAAAGGAAAUCUCUUCUUCCCUUCUUAGGCGCCUGGUUUGGUAAUCGGUCAGGCUGGGUAGAAAUGUAAUUUCCAUGUUUUUGCAUUAAUCCUAACAAGUUGAGCCAUGGGAUCUUUCAUGUUUGGAAAGCCCUCAAAGAGCCAUUUUUAAUGUUAUGAGCAUAAAUGCCAGCAAUGCGGGGCGGGAGGCAAGGAGAUGUCGACGUGGAAGAGUUGUGUUCUUAGUUUAGAAUGCUUUUCCACAUGAAAAAACAAAACCUCCCUUUUUACUAACAUAUCAGGGAGAGGGCCUCUCCUAAACUCUUCUUGGUGUAAUACCCACUGGACAGUUUUUGUUGUUGUUAUCUGUUGUUGUUGUAGGAAACCAUUCAAACUAUCCCUGUCUGGAAAUCCCCCACUUCAGCAUGCACAAGCUGUCGAUAGGGUCUAAUUUGUGUACAAGGGUUGUGAUCUUUACCGGGCGAGUAUCUUCACUCGUUCUCAGCUGAAUGCUCAACAAGGUUUCUCUUUUGGGCACCGGCUCAGCUAGUACUGAUGCUGUCGUAAGUCACCGUGACCGAAGGAAUGCUUCUUUGGGGCAUGCACCCCCCCAGAGAUGACACUUGUGGGGAAGGAUGAAAGAAUCCCAUAUUUCUUGACAUUAGGUUGCUAUUUUUUAAAAAUGCUUUUAAACUGACAUUUUAAAAGAAGGAGUAAGGGACAUUGUGUUCUCUUUCUCUCGCACGCAUGCACCAAUACACAUGCUGUGGCCUCUGUUUCUUUGUCUCCUUCAAAAGCCUCUAACAGCAUCCUCUUUCCCUCAGAGGUCUAUUUGUAAUGCAAAUACUGCCAAUUCCCAAAGGUUCAAGAUCUUCAGAAGCACAGCUCUUGCCUCUUUGGGGAAUAUUUUGUUCUGUUCCCUUCUUGCUAGAACAGCCCCCC